Molecule: messenger RNA, 572 nt
Organism: Anopheles darlingi
Lineage: Eukaryota; Metazoa; Arthropoda; Insecta; Diptera; Culicidae
Exons: 2
Coding region: 18-437 (139 amino acids)
Source: RefSeq, a predicted model, not a curated record
AAUCCCUGGUUUGAGCGAUGGUCUACCUUCAACCGUUUAGUUCGAGUGAUCGCUCAUUGUGUCUUGUUCAUCCGCAAGGCAAGGCAGCGAGCAGGGGAUCGUGCUGCUGCCAACAAGAACCAACAUCCCAAGAAGCAGAAUGCAACCAUCAGAUGCAACUGAGGGUACAGCAGUUCUGGAAGCACUGGAAGAGCGAAUAUCUACAGGAGCUGCAGAAGGAUACGGUGCGCGCGUCCCGUAACAAUGGAAUUCGCCUUGGACGUAUGGCGAUCCUGAUCGAUGAGAUGCUGCCUGUUACGCGUUGGCCUCUGGCUCGUAUUACUAAGAUCCAUCCAGGGAAGGAUGGGAUUCCGCGGGUAGUGAGUGUUCGUACCGCACAUGGCGAUAUGACGCGCCCUAUAACCAAAAUAUGUUUACUUCCUGACUCGCAGGAAUAAUGCUAAGAUAAUAGGAGUAGGGUUGGAAGUGGUAUGACUAUGAAUUAUUGACAUUCUGUCAAGGGUGGGAGGAUGUUCGCGCAGAUUGUUUAAUAACGAUUUUAUGUUGAAAUUUGAAAUAUCAUUCAGUGUUGC